UAGUGAGAUCCCAGGACAGAAGAUCUGAAGUCUGAAGAUGCAAGACUUAGUGUUAGGUUUUCUUACAUUUCUUUGUUGCCUCAAAGGUCUAACAUGUUCAAAAUGGAGCAUAAACAGUCAGCCUCAAGUUAACGGCUCACUGGGACAGAAUGUGAUUCUUCCCUGCUCCUUCACACACCCUAAACAAGACACCUACACCGGCAUCAUCAGUGUCAUGUGGAUGCAGGAAAACAAAAAAGAGCCUGUUUUUCAGUGCAGUCUGUCCAACAAGACCAACAGUCAAGACGGUAACUGCACUCAAAGACCAUCAAAGAGAUUCUGGCUUCACGGUAACCCCAGGAAAAGAGACCUUUCUUUGGCUAUCUCUAAUUUACAGUUGUCCGAUGGUGCAAAGUAUGCCUGUAGGUUGAUACUGGAUUAUGAAAAAGCUCAGCGCGCCACAGAGCUUAUCGUCCACGCACCAGCACGAAUCCUCAUCUUAUCUCAGUAUUUGGAGCUCACAUCACACGCAAUGCUGGUGAAGUGCAUUGCCCAAGGAAAUCCAGUGCCAGAUGUAAAAUGGACCUUAUCAUCUGGGCAAAAUGUUUCAGCCACAACCGAACGCCACAAAUACAUGGUCAUGAGCUCAGUUCAGUUCUCCGAGCAGGACGUCUACACUUGUCAAGCUGUGAACUCACUGGCUCGAGCUCAAAAAACAUUUCCACCAGAUCCGCGCAGUUGUUCUGCUCCUUUGGUGGCGACUGGUGUUCUGGCGUCUGUGCUGGCGCUUGGGCUUCUACUGUUCAUUUGGAAUUUGAUACGAAAAAGGCAAAGUGAACGAGGAGCCAUGGAAAAUUAUUUAGGUGCACAGCAGGUUAAAAGCUCUAUCUAUGAAGCUAAUGAGACUGUGUAUGCCAAUGUCAGGACUUUACCACCUGAUGCAUCUGCACAAGACAAAAUGUACUCAACAUGGCCGCCAUCGGAGGAAGCAAGGGCAGAAGUGAAUCCCAGAUUUCAGAGCCAAAGAAGGGCCACAAAGGUUCAUCCCGCGACAGCCCCGACAGCACCGGUGGAAAGUGACAGAUACUAGUGAGCCAGCUUUUGGUAAAAUGCCAGCAGUCCUCAAAGGAAGUAAAAUCAAAAUGGAAAAUCAAAAAUCUUAAAGUAAAAUUACCUGAGCA
This is a messenger RNA of Danio aesculapii, 1160 nucleotides long. RefSeq names its product sialic acid binding Ig-like lectin 15, like (gene siglec15l). The record is from RefSeq and is a predicted model, not a curated record. Gene Ontology annotation, biological process: regulation of osteoclast development; regulation of bone resorption; regulation of actin cytoskeleton organization. The coding region runs from base 38 to 1069 and encodes 343 amino acids. Gene Ontology annotation, cellular component: plasma membrane. Lineage: Eukaryota; Metazoa; Chordata; Actinopteri; Cypriniformes; Danionidae. The transcript has 7 exons.